Messenger RNA from Dentiscutata erythropus, 128 nucleotides. The record is from the annotation of a GenBank genome assembly. NCBI's taxonomy places the organism in Eukaryota, Fungi, Glomeromycota, Glomeromycetes, Diversisporales, Gigasporaceae.
AGAUAAUUUUGCUGAAGACAAUGUCUGGGCGGAGGAUUUUUUUGCUGAAGAUAUCCGUGAAGAUGUCUUUGCUGAAGAUGUCUUUAGUGAGGACAUAUUUGCUGAAAGUAAUAAAUUUGAUGAAGAAA